UCGGGAGAGGGAGGGUUCAGGCUGAUGAAUAACUGUGUUGACGUUACAUUUUCCUGUUUCACAGCUAGCCCUGUAAUGUAUUCAUAACUCACUCACACAGCGGGAGAGUCACCUGCUCUGCUGUCACCGAGGACUGAAGUGUGACUGAACAGCUUCACCUAAGAGAAGCAGCUACAAUGGCCUCCUCAGGUAUGUUACCAGAGAAACAGUUCCAGUGCUCCAUCUGCCAGCAAGUGUUCACCGACCCGGUCACCACUCCCUGUGGACACAACUUCUGCCAGGCCUGCAUCCAGAGUGUGUGGGACAGCAGCGAGGUCUGCCAGUGCCCCACCUGUAACAAAUCAUUCACCCCCCGUCCUGAAAUCGGCAUCAACACAGCCUUCAAAGAGCUGGCGGACACGUUUAGAAACAUUGUCAUUUGUUCGUCAGCGUCACCGCUGUGCACGGCCAAACCAGGCGAGGUGGCAUGUGAUGUCUGCACGGCGACAUCCCUGCAGGUGAAGGCCCUGAAGUCCUGCCUGGUGUGUCUGACCUCGUACUGUAAAGCCCACCUGGAGCCUCACCAGAGAGUCGCCACCUUGAAGAUCCACAAGCUGAUCGAGCCGGUGAGGAACCUGCAGGAGAGGAUGUGCAAGAAGCACGAGAGGCUGCUGGAGAUGUUCUGCAGGGACGAACAGAAGUGUGUGUGCCAGUUCUGCACCGAGACCACGCACAAAGACCACCAGGCUGUUACAAUAGAGGACGAGAGUCAGGAGAGGAAGGUCCAAAUCAAGCAGACUGAGGCAGAUUUUCAGCAGAUGAUUCAGGAGCGACUGAAGAAAGUGGAGGAGAUCAAAAACUGUCUGAAGCUCAGCAACGCAAGUGCAGAGAAGGAGAUGAAGGAGAGCGACCGUCUUCUCACGUCUCUGAUUCGCUCAAUUGAGGAGAGACACACUGAAGUCCACACAGAGAUCAAGGAGAAGCAGAAAGCAGCGGAGAGGAGGUCAGAGGAGCUCGUUGAGGAGCUGCAGCAGGAAAUCACUGAACUGCAGAGGAGGAACGCUGAGCUGGAGGAGCUGAGGGACACUGACGACCAUCUGCACAUCUUACAGAAGUCGCCCUCUCUGAUGUCACCUCCACCCACCAGAGAGUGGUCAGAGAUCGGCAUCCACCCUGAACUGUGCGUGGGGCCAGUGAGGAGGGCACUGUCUAAGCUGGACGACACCUUGAAGAAUGAACUGGACAGCCUGAAGAAAGAAGAGAUAAAGAGGAUGCAGAAAUAUGCAGUUGACGUGGUUCUAGACCCGGACACUGCCCAUCCAAACAUCGUCCUGUCAAGUGACGGAAAGCAGGCGGGCCGCGCUGAGCUGCUACACAUUGUGCCAGAUAUCCCUCAACGCUUUGACCCCGUCAUUUGUGUUCUAGGCAAGAAAGGCUACAUGUCUGGGAGGUUCUACUUCCAGGUGGUAGUAGCAGCAAAGACCUUCUGGGACCUGGGCGUGGUCAAAGAGUCCGUUAACAGGAAGGGGAUGAUCACCUCCAAGCCAGAGAACGGCUUCUGGACGGUGCGGCUGAGGAACGGCACAGAGUAUCGCGCUUUGGAUUCCCCCUCAGUCCAUCUUCCCCUCAAGGACAAGCCGCAGAUUGUGGGAGUGUUUACGGAUUACGAGGAGGGGAUCGUGUCGUUCUUUGAUGUGGAGACCAGGUCUCAUAUCUACUCUUUCACUGGGUGCUUGUUCUCUGAGAGGAUCUUCCCCUUCUUCAGCCCGGGUGUUUUUGAUGAAGGGAAGAAUGUAGCGGCAUUGGUUAUCGCAGCUGUUAAUCCUGAGACGUAGACUUGAAGAUGAGCCUUCGACUGUAUUCUGAAGUUGCAAGAGAGAUUUUGACUCACAGAACUGAUUAGUAAUGAGUACAGUCUUGUUUUGUUUGUUUUUUGGUGUCUGGGUUUCUAGUGCAGUUCUCAAAGACUGUAACACCCCACAUCCUCUAUACAAGGCAUCAUGGCCUUGAACCUACUAGCCAUAAUCGGAAAUGUUUCAAAGUUGCUAUUGACUAUAGAAGUUCAUUUGAACUAGGGUAAUAUUUUCUUUGCUCUUCCUGGAAAAAGAAGCAUUCAGAGCAGCAAAGACUGGACUAAUGAACCAACCAUGACGACCAUGACAGUAUAGAAGUUACUAUGGUUCAGCAAUGAGUGAAUCUACAUUAUAUAUAAAACUGCACAGGAUAGCUGACUUAAGGUGACGUCCAAACAAAGCACAGAAAGUGCUUAUGUACAAAAACAUCCUGAUUUAUAAUACAGUGGGCCCACGUAUCCCACACCUUUAUAAAUCACAAUCAACUCAAAAUUUGGCGCAGUGAGCGAGCAUCGUGCCCCAUCUAUAGGUAGUGAUGGCCAAAUGAGGCCUCAUGAACCACUGUCUUUAUUUUCUGAAGCCACUAGAUGGCGCUGUCUGUUCUACAAAGGUUUGAAAGCACACUUGUGGUUCAUGAGGCUUCAUUUGGCCAUCACUAUCUAUAGGUGUGUAUAAAUGGCCGCAGAAACACCCUGAAUUAAUAUUCAUUAUCAAGACACCACACAAAGACAAGCAUGGAAAACACUGCAAGAAAAGGUAAAAAACAAAACUUCAAACAAUGUGAAGUCGACUGAAAACCGAGGGAUGUUUCAAGUUGACUGUCAGACAGUUUCAGUGACUGUCUGAAAUAAACACUCUAAAUGAGGGAUGCAGUUGCCAUAGUGCUGUUUGACAAACAAUCUGAUUUUUGUGACUCAAAUGAUUUCUGAAAAUAUCGGAACUGGCUCAUAAGCCACUCAUCAUCGUUGGCCAGUGGGUCAGCGCCAAAUAAGUCAUUGUGCGUCUUUACAUACUGCGAUCGCUGCUUUUUAUACCCAUCCAUCAACUGAUGGAUUGCAUGUGAAACCAAAUUCCCUGAUUGUAACUGAGGGGCAAUUUUGGCCAACGAACACAGGGGAUAAAUAUUAGUAAGGUUGACUAAACAUGUUAUUUGUUUACACUUUUUCUAACAGUGACACAGUGCUUUACAAUGGCAUACAACACAUUUAACACACAGUAAUAAAAAAGAAUUUAAAGCCAUAAAACAAACUGAUAGUAAUAUGUUUAAUUUUAAUAUGUUAUACAGGGUUAUUUGUAUUAUUUUACAUGGUCCCAAGGCCUCAGGGGAGUUGAGGCGGUUUACAUAACAACCCAAUACGGAUGUAUUUUUUAGGAGAUUGGAUUGAUCUCAAAUGAAACUAAAGCAACUGGAAGUAAAAAACAAAACACAAAUGUAAUUUGAACUGCUAGUGAGUAUUUUAUUUUUUGAGGGCCUAAUUUAAGUACACCUUUGGGUACCUUUGUGCCAAACUUAAAUGAAUCAUCAAACCCACGUAAAUGAUACCUGACAUGUUUACAGUUGUCUUGUGGACUCUACAUGCUUAGCAUAGCAUUGUUUGUGUAAUGGAAGCUUGAAACUGAAUUUAGACACAUUGUAUUAUCAUUCAAGAGGUGCUGAUUUACUUUAUGCAGAGCUGAUAACAACUUCAACCUUGAUGAUCAAAAUGUUUUGAGAUUAAAGCCUUGACUGGCAUGUUUGAAUCUUGUGAUUUUUUUCAAAUAAAAUGCAAAACCUUUUGCAUCA
Molecule: messenger RNA, 3615 nt
Organism: Epinephelus moara (kelp grouper)
Lineage: Eukaryota; Metazoa; Chordata; Actinopteri; Perciformes; Serranidae
Product: E3 ubiquitin-protein ligase TRIM39-like
Exons: 8
Coding region: 177-1814 (545 amino acids)
Molecular function (GO): zinc ion binding; protein binding
Source: RefSeq, a predicted model, not a curated record